Molecule: messenger RNA, 291 nt
Organism: Rotaria sp. Silwood2
Lineage: Eukaryota; Metazoa; Rotifera; Eurotatoria; Philodinida; Philodinidae
Source: the annotation of a GenBank genome assembly
AUGAGUCGUACGCGUCGUGAUGUUCGAAAUGGAAAGCUGUUUAUGACUGCAGUGAUAAACUAUGUAAGCUGUCCGAGUUGUCGCUCAGCUGCACACUUAAAGAAAUUGAUUGGCCUAGCAUUCGCGGCAAGCUUCGAUUAUUUUGGUUAUCGUAGCGUAAAUUUUAAUGUAGAAAGCAUAAGUGAUACUGGUUUUAGUGGUUUAUCUACUGAUGCUACAACAACAACAACAACUACUACUACUACUACAACUACUACUACAACUACAACGACAGUUGCAGUUGGUCGCUAA